Molecule: messenger RNA, 298 nt
Organism: Entrophospora sp. SA101
Lineage: Eukaryota; Fungi; Glomeromycota; Glomeromycetes; Entrophosporales; Entrophosporaceae
Source: the annotation of a GenBank genome assembly
AUGUCUAAGAGAGGUCGUGGUGGAGCUUCUGGUAACAAAUUCCGUAUGACCUUAGGUUUACCUGUUGGUGCAGUGAUGAACUGUGCUGAUAAUUUUGGAGCGAAAAAUUUAUACGUUAUCUCAGUUAAGGGUAUUCAUGCUAGAUUGAAUAGAUUACCUGCAGCUGGAGUUGGUGAUAUGGUUAUGGCAACUGUUAAAAAAGGAAAACCUGAUUUAAGAAAAAAAGUUAUGCCUGCUGUUGUUAUUAGGCAACGAAAACCUUGGAGAAGAAGAGAUGGUGUUUUUCUAUAUUUUGAAG